GCUACUAGACACGGAAGCCUGUUAAGCGAAAGCUUCUUCUAUUCUGUUUAUAACCGUUUGAAACAUUUGAAUCAUUGUGUGAAUGUGAAGGAAGCAGUCACUUUAUAUCAGGUUCAUGGAAAAAAUAUUGGAGAUUUGGCACCGCGACGAUUUUCAACUUGUGCGGUACUUCAUCUCAAUCUUACUAUGUGCAAUGAAUUUCCUAUUCGGUAAUCGAUUAUGCAGCAAAACAUUCAAACCACGUAAAAAUAUCUCUGAAACUAAUAAUAAUAAUAAUCCUUCUACUAAUACAAGUAAUCAUAAUCCUACUAUUGGUAAUAAUAAUAAUAAUAAUCAUGAUGUCAAUGGUAAACAAAAUGAUUUAUUACCAGAAACUGCUGCAACAUUGGGUAGUGGAGAUUUACGUUUAGCUGUUCGUCUACCUGAAGGUGAAGAUCUACAUGAAUGGAUUGCUAUAAACACUGUAGAUUUUUUCAAUCAAAUUAAUAUGCUUUAUGGUACAUUACUUGAAUUUUGUACGGAUGAUACAUGUCCAAUUAUGUCAGCUGGUCCAAAGUAUGAAUAUCAUUGGGCUGAUGGACAAACAGUGAAAAAACCAUUGAAAUGUUCUGCACCACAUUAUAUUGAUUGUUUAAUGAUAUGGAUUCAAAAACAAUUGGAGAAUGAAGCUAUAUUUCCAUCGAAAAUUGGUGCUCCAUUUCCACGUGAUUUUCUUAAUGUAGUCAAAGUGAUAUUAAAACGUUUAUUUCGAGUUUAUGCACAUAUUUAUUAUCAACAUUUUUCUGAAGUACGAGAUCUACAAGAAGAAGCUCAUUUAAAUACAAGUUUUAAACAUUUUAUAUAUUUUGUAUUGGAAUUUAAUUUAGUUCAAAAACGUGAACUUGUUCCAUUACAACACUUAAUUGAUUUAUUAACAACAAAUGAAUCUACCACAAAUGAUGAACAUAAUAGUAAUGAUAAUGGUUCUACAUCACAUAAUUAUUCAUUACAUACAACUACUAAUGAUAAUAAUAUAAGUAGUAUAAUCAAUGAUAAUUAAAUAUUACAUAUUACAUCUAUUAGAUAUAAUAUAAGUAUAUAUAUCUUUCAUAAUAAUCGUUAUCAUUGAUAACGACAACGAUCAUAAUCAUGAUUUAUGCCUUAAUCUAUUCUUAUAUUGACUUCUUUCUUUGAUACAUAUAUAUAUCAAUAUCCUGUAUGUGGUACUCUAGCGUUUGCAUGGAAACUACCAUAUAUUUUUAAAUUUGUUCUAUAUGUAUGAGUUAGACGAAUAUUUCUUUUCUGUUGGUAUACCAAAAAUAAAACACAAUUUAUAUGUAUAUAUUAAAAAUAAAUACUUAACAGACAGGUGAUUUCAUAUUCUGUUAAAGGUAUGAGGAAAGUUGUCGAUUCCCCGAUUGCCUGUCCACACCAUAAAACAAUAUUCCUUCUUCGAGGGAUGUCAAUUGAAAAUGCAACUAGGGUCAAUGGUGGUAUUAUUAAAGAGUUGGGAAUGUAAUCGAACAGCCGAAAGGAAUAACUGCUUGGGGAUGUUUAUACACAUUUCGUGGAAAUUUUUUAAUCUAUUUGCUUUAUACUUCAAAAUGCCUUACUGUUAUAGAUGGAAAUCCAUGGGGUAAAAUAAGUUGUGAAAUUUUUAGGCCCGACCUUUUCUAACCUCUUCAUUCUACUACGAGAAAGCAGUAUCUUAAUAGAUGAUAGUAAUAGGAUGGAAAAACUGUACUACUAUUAUACCCCUGUACAGUCGUCAGUUCGACUUAACCCCUGGCUUUAGUUUUAUCGUCGUUCUCCAGUAGACCUGCCAUAUAUACCCUUGUGGGCCAGGGUAA
Schistosoma bovis is the source of this 1829-nucleotide messenger RNA. The record is from the annotation of a GenBank genome assembly. NCBI's taxonomy places the organism in Eukaryota, Metazoa, Platyhelminthes, Trematoda, Strigeidida, Schistosomatidae.